Molecule: messenger RNA, 6222 nt
Organism: Closterium sp. Yama58-4
Lineage: Eukaryota; Viridiplantae; Streptophyta; Zygnematophyceae; Desmidiales; Closteriaceae
Source: the annotation of a GenBank genome assembly
AUGGAUACCGAGACGGAACCGCUUCGUGUCAAGGCAACGGGCUUUAAGAGGCGCCACUAUGUGAAGCUCCCGGCGCUCCGCCGGUCCCCCGAGCCCAAACGACCGCCGGGCAGCAUGGCGGAAGCCCCGCUGGUGCCGCGGACGGCCAGCGGAGGCGGCGGCAGCGGAGCAGUGGAUGGGGGGAGCGGAGGCGCGGGGUUGGGGGGAGCCGACAAAGAGGGCGAGCAGGCGUCGCGGAGCGCGUGUCCGUUUGUGGCGCCGACGCUGGCGUUUCUGGUGGCUCGGCGGCGCGCGGUGCUGCUGUGCGCGUCGGCGGCGUGCGCGGCGGUGGCGGCAGGGCUGUUCUGCCUGGUGUACUUCCUCCACCUCGCCUCCUACCAGGUGCCGCGCGCGUGCCGCCUCGCACGCACAAGGGCUCCGUUGGAGGGCGGGCUGGGCAACAGGGCUGGGGCAGGAGGGGGUUGGGCGAAGGGGUUUGGACGAUGCUGGGAGCAGUGUAUCGUGACACUCUGGAUUGCAUUGUCAUGUGUCGGCCGUCUCUGUUGCAUGAUCUUAACGUGUGCGUUGUGGGCGCACGAGUUGGGCAGUGCACUACAAGCAUCGCUGGGAGGGGUGCGCGCGCUGGGAGACACGCUCACAGUGCUGCACGCGGCGGUGGACCAGCAGGCGGCGUUUACGCGCCUGGUGGCCGCCACCGACUACACGCGCCCGCUGCUCGCCUUCCCUCCCCCGGCCCCUCUCGCCGCUGCAGCAGACGCGGGGGCGAGUGGGUGGGGGCAGGGGGCGAGCGCCAUGGGGUAUGCGCUCUCGCUCAACCACUCCUCGCGCGGCGCCGUCCAGAACAGCUUCCUCAACGCCACCUGCAUCUGUCACAUUCCCCUCCACCCCUCAGUCUCUCCCGCUUUUGCAUCCUCUCUUCUCUUCACAUUCUCUCCUCCCCUCACAUUCUCUCCCUCCUCACCUUGUCGCCUCCCCCCCCCAGUAGCUCCGUGCUGCCCAACCGUCCACGUGCACACCAUUCCCGGACCUCCGCCCUAUGCUCACCCUCCGCCUGCCCUCUGCACUCUGUUUGCUGUCCGCCCUGCAUGCAUGUACGCGUUCAGGAAUGUGAGUGGAGAGUGCGCGCCUCAGCAGCAGCACUACCUGCCGCUGCUCCACUACUCGCCCACCCUCGCCACCAUCCUCUCUCACCUCGCCACCGCCAACAGCAGCAGGAGUGGCGUGGGGGCGGCGUAUGUGGGACUGGACAUGCUUUCUGGUGUGUGUGGUGAAGAGGGGGGAAAGGUUUGGAUCGAGUCGUCUGUGCCGUUGCCUGCCAGCCACCCAUGCCAAAGCGCACACCCGACUCGCUACGAGCUUCAUAGAAAUGCCUCUCCCACAGUCAGCACCAGCAUUGCACAUUUGCUGAAGCACAAACCCUGCACGCCAAAAGUCAGCUCCCCUCCUUUUAACCUGCACCUGCGGAUGCCCACCCCCCUCCCCCUCUUCCAUACAGUCCCCCAGCUGGGCCCCGCGGUUGCCGUCUCAUCGCUCUCCGCCCUCUCGGCCCGCCUGCCCUGCACCCUCUCCCCGCCCUUCGCCCCUCGCUUCCCCUUCCCUGACAACUCCUCCUCCGUGCCCACCUCUUCCCCCUCACCCACCACCAUCAAAUCCUCCUCUUCGACCACCACCAGCAGCGGCAGCAGCAGCAGCAGCGACCAAUCAUGGUCGUUCCCUGCUAAUACAUCUUUCUCGUCGUCAUUGGCAGCAGCAGCAGCAGCAGCAGCAGCAGCAGCAGCAGCAGCAGCAGCAGCAGCAGCUGAGUGGCCAGCGGAGCAGCAGCGGAGAGCAGUGGUGGCAUCAGUGCCCGUGUAUGGACGAGCCGUGCCGCCCAACGCCACGUCAGACGAGAUGCAGGCAGCAGUGAUUGGAUUCGUAUUUGCAGUGGCUGACAUGCAGCUCGCCCUCUCGCAGCUCUCUCAGGUACUUCCAUCCCCGCCUCAUGCCAUGCCUCCUCUCACCCGUGCUCCCACUGCUCCUCUUGUCUCAACAUGGCAGUUUAAGCCGAGCUGCCCAACUUGCACUUCGCAUCCCCCACAUCAUCAUCCAUGUGCUGCCCGCCUCCUGCUCCUGCCCCUCUCUCCCUCUCCCCCCUUUCUCCCCCUGUUGCAGGCGCCAUCCAGCGGCAGCAGCAGCUGUGGGUCAGCGGCGCUGCAGCUGCAGCUGCAGGACACCACCGCCCCCACCACCACGCUCGUCCUCGCCCAGUAUCCCCCGCUGCAGCCCCCCGCCGUGCCUGAGGCGCCCUCGUCCUUCCCUGCAGCGCACGUCGUGCCUCUGCCGGCAGUGGGUCGCCAGUACACCCUCGCCUGCAGGUACCAGUCACGGCCGUUCCCGUACAUGGCGGUGGUGUGGCCGUGUGUGGCGGUGGCGGGAGCAGCGCUGGUGGUGGCGGUGGUGUAUGUGGUGGCGGGCGAGGUGGUGCGCGUGGAGGGCGACCUGCAGCGCAUGGCAGCUCUCAAGGAGCAGAUGCGCGCCGCCAAGGUCGCUGCCGAGGCCGCCAGCCGCGCCAAGGGCACCUUCCUCGCCACCAUGAGCCAUGAGAUCCGCACUCCCAUGAACGGCGUCAUCGGCAUGCUGAACCUGCUGCUGCAGACGCCGUUGGACGCGGUGCAGCUGGACUACGUGGAGACGGCGCGCACCAGCGGCAGGGCGCUCUGCUCCCUCAUCAACGACAUCCUCGACCUCUCCAAGAUCGAGGCGGGGCGGAUGGAGUUGGAGAGCAUGAGGGUGGACGUGAGGGCGGAGAUAGACGACGUGCUGAGCAUGUUUGUGGAGCGCACGCGCAACAAGCCGCAGGUCGAGGUGGCCGCGCUCGUGCACGACGCCGUGCCCACGUUUGUGCUGGGCGACGCGCUGCGGCUGCGGCAGGUGCUGAUCAACCUGCUGUCCAACAGCUGCAAGUUCACGGCGCGCGGCCACGUGCUCAUCACCGUGCGCACCGCCGCCCCGCACGACCACCUCGCCGUCCCCGGCGCCCACUUUGCCGACGCCCGCUCCCUCGCCCGCACCUCCCUUGCCGACUCCGACCGCGCUGCUCCCAUCACCAGCGCCGCUGCAGUUACUAACACACCCGGUGCCGAUGGUGCGGGUGCAGCAGGAGGCGGGUGGAGCUCCACCCCUGCCCCAGCUGGAGGUGCUGCCGCAAGUGCAGUGAUGACUGCGCCUGCUGCUGGUGGUGGUGGUGGUGGCAAGACCGUAGUGGCGGAUGCAGGUGGUGCACGGGGAGAAGUGAGUGCGCGUGCUGGGACAGCGCCGGGUGCUGGGACAGCGCCGGGUGCUGGGACAGCGCCGGGUGCUGGGACAGCGCCGGGUGCUGGGACAGCGCCGGGUGCUGGGACAGCGCCGGGUGCUGGGACAGCGCCGGGUGCUGGGACAGCGCCGGGUGCUGGGACAGCGCCGGGUGCUGGGACAGCGCCGGGUGCUGGGACAGCGCCGGGUGCUGGGACAGCGCCGGGUGCUGGGACAGCGCCGGGUGCUGGGACAGCGCCGGGUGCUGGGACAGCGCCGGGUGCUGGGACAGCGCCGGGUGCUGGGACAGCGCCGGGUGCUGGGACAGCGACGGGUGCUGGGACAGCGACGGGUGCUGGGACAGCGACGGGUGCUGGGACAGCGCCGGGUGCAGCGCCUGGAACAACACAACCGGCAAAUGGCAGGAGUGGGGAGGGCGGAGAGGAAACUCGCAGGUUGGGCGGAGGUGACUCAGAUGCAUGGGAGGGAGAGGUACACGGGGAGAAGGACCAGUGUUCGGGUGAGGCGGGCGCAGGGGAGAUGAUUGAUGGGGGCUUCUCCGGCGGCGUCACGCAGGCUCGAGGGGAGUUUGAGACGCUGAGUGGAGUGGAGGCGGUGGAGAGCUGCAACAGCUGGGCGCGCAUCCAGGCACUCAUGGAGCGCCCCCCCCAGGCAGGCCCGCCCCCCGGCCACCUGCAGUGCACGCCUGCUGGGCCGCACAGCAGUGGUGGGGCUGCGGGCAGGGCGGGGGAGCAAGGCGGAGGUGAAGCACAGAGUGGGAUGGUGCGCCUGGUGGUGUCCGUUGAGGACACGGGGCACGGCAUACCGUGGCCGGCGCAGCCUCGUCUGUUUCGGCCGUACGUGCAGGCGGAUAUCAGCACGACGCGCACACACGGCGGCACGGGCAUCGGUCUGUCCAUCUCGCAGCACCUGGUGGCGCUGAUGGGCGGCAAGCUGGCGUUUGUGAGCCGGCCGGGCGUGGGCACCACCUUCUUCUUUGACAUCACGCUGCCCUUUGAGAACCCCCCGGACCCCUCCCAUGACGCCCCCGCCGCUGCUGCUCCUGCUGCCGCCAGCAAGAGAAGAAGUGCCCCCGCACUUGCCUCUCGUGUCUCUGACCUUCAGGGGUGCACAGCGGUGGUGCUGGACGACCGGGCUGUGAGGCGCGCCGUCACAGCCACGUAUCUGCGCCGCCUCAGGCUCAACGUGCUCCUCGCUCGCCGCUGGGAGGACCUCCCCCCACUCCCCGCCCUGCCACUGUCCCCCUCCCCUCCUGCCCCGCCUGCUCCUGCCACUCCCCCCCAAGCUACCCCAACCUCCUCGGGCCCACUGGCAGUGGUGGGCGUGGUGCCCCCUGCACUGCCAGGAGUGGCAGCAGCAUCGCUGGCGGGGCAUGAGAGUGGUGUGGCUCCCCCCUCACAUGCCGGGCCAUCUGUUGCCGCAGGAGUGACGGCAGGCGCAGCGAGCACAGCAGCAGGCAGUGCGGGUGGCGGCGGGGCGGGCCCCCCAGCGGGCAGUGCGUUCCUGCUGGUGGACGCUGAGACACUCGCCCGCCAUGCCCGCGCCUGGCGCCACUCAUUGCCCACGCCACCUGCGCGCACACAUGAGGGAAAGCGGGGCGAGGGGGGCGAGCCUGGGGUUGGAAUGGCAGGCUUGGGCACGGGCAGGGAUGGUGAUGGGGCGUGGGGGGAUGUUGCAGGGGCGGAGGCAGAGGCAGAGGCAGGGGCAGGUGUGGGGCGUGAUGGGGCAGGUGGAGUGGAGUGCGCAGCGCGCAUUGUGCGUGCAGGCAGCGAGAUGACACCCGUCCACCCGUCGUCGCCGGGGAGGGCAGGAGACGAGUCGCCACAGUUCUGUGGGCCCCUGGCAGCCUCUGACGGGGCUGCCACACCCGCCCUCGGCACACUGGCCAUGGAGAGCGUGGCCGCCCAGGCGGGCUUCCACGCCACGCUGCUGAAACCCAUCCGCCGCGCCGCCCUCGUGGGCGCGCUGCUGCAGGCCGCCAAGCACGGCAGCGGCGGGGGCAGCAGCAGCAGUGCACAGGGCGCAGAGGGCGGGCAGGGCACCUUGGGUAGGCGAGGGGAAGGAGGAUCUGAAGGAAGGAGAGGGACAGAAGUGUCAAGUCCUGAUGAUUUCAGAGGCGUGAUGGGUGGGGAGCACGAAUACGUGGUUGUGGUGGACAACGGGGCAGAGGAUGCAUGUGGGGCAGAGGAUGCAUGUGGGGCAGAGGAUGCCUGUGGGGCAGAGGAUGCAUGUGGGGCAGGUGCAGGCGAAGCAGAGAGAGUGGAUGGAGGAGCAUCUGUGGAGUCAGACAUGGCUCUCUUCCCUGUCACGCUCACGGGAAGGAGCGGAAACAAGGAGAUGCAUCUGAAGCAGGUGGAGGCAGGAGAGAGGAGUGGUGGCGAGAGGAGAGUGGCGGUGGAAGGGCGGGGUGGCAGCAGUGCGGCGGUGGCGAGUCCCAGGGCGAGGAGGGUGGCUGAGCGUGCCCCACAGUCGCUGACUCAGAUGCUCACUGCAGUGCUGCAUGGCAAGCACUUUCUGGUGGUGGACGACAACAUGGUGAAUCGCAAGGUGAUAGCCAAGAUGCUGGAGCGAUACAAGGUGCACGUGGUGCCUGUCGUGGGGGGUGCUGUGGCCGUGGCCAAGGUGGUGCCGGGCCACGCCUUCCACUGCAUCCUCAUGGACGUCCAGAUGCCGGGUAUGGACGGAUUCGAAGCCACAAGGCAAAUUCGCAGGCAAGAAGCGAAGUACAGGCUCUCACAGACUCCGAUAUUUGCACUAACAGCGGACAUCUUUGCAGGGACUCGGGAGAAGUGCAUCGAGUCUGGCAUGAACGGCUUCUUGUCAAAGCCUAUAGAGGAGGAGCAGCUGUGGAACGUGAUUUACAAGUACUUUUGCCAUUUGACAGACUCUCUUUUUGUGGAAACGCCUCCAACAAUUAGUCCACCAUUUUAA